This is a messenger RNA of Desarmillaria tabescens, 1014 nucleotides long. RefSeq lists its product as uncharacterized. The coding region runs from base 292 to 1014 and encodes 240 amino acids. Lineage: Eukaryota; Fungi; Basidiomycota; Agaricomycetes; Agaricales; Physalacriaceae. The record is from RefSeq and is a predicted model, not a curated record. The transcript has 9 exons.
CGCAAAUACAUCACGCGGGCGAGCAGAACCGCAUACAUUGGAUGUAUAUCAAGUCUCAAGCCCGACACACAAUGUUGUGCUGUUGUGUAAAGAUAUCUGUGAUAGAUGAUCCGCUCAUUCUGGGGACAUCGUAUUGUUUUUGAACAUCGACGGUCUUGUCAAAUCGUACGCUUUGUCCGGCAUGGUUUCAUUGUCCAACAUUUAUGAUCCUGCCACCCGAUGGUCUUUUUUAUGUUAUAAAGAACUCAAUUUCUGAGGAGGCGGUUAAUUUUUGUCGUUGUUUCUUCCAUCAUGUCAUAUAUUUACAGUUACCCUUCGAAUGACUUGCCGUCAGAAAUGCCACCGCAAAAUCCAGAAAGAGAGCGGGCCUCUCAGCCUAACCACGAUUUACUUAUGGCAACCUACGGACUAGAACAACCAGAUCCGCGGAAUAUCAUUCAGCUCGUCAGUCAUGGUACACGCGACAAACCAUGUAUUCCAGAUUGCAUUGCCAAGAAAUUCACGCUCUACCAGCCUUUCUACAUAUGUAUAGAUCCGAUGCCUAUAACGAGCAGUUGUCUUAGCUUCAAAGCUUCCGGCCGCGUCAAGUACACUUUCCCCAGGCCUAUGUUCGACCAUCUGCUGUACAGAAUUGACUUUGGGUGGGCUAGCAUGCUGCAAGUCUUGCAGGGAGACCGGUCAUGGACUCCAGAGGCGUACCCAAUUGCAUUGGUUGGAGUGGAGUGCAUUGAUGUCGUCUUUCAUGCCAGCGGCUACCUUCCGCAAUAUAUACGUAUUCCCUUGAUGUGCAAACACCGUUCGGGAAUGACGUUCUAUGAGUUGGCGUAUAGUGUUUCGGCUGGUUAUCGUGAUAUAUUUACGAGGGAAGCGGAGAACAUCUCGCCUGGUCGGACAGCGACAAUGACACCUAUCGUGAUGAAUGUAAACAAUCUGAGAUUAGGAUCGUUGUAUACAGAGGAUCCGUCGAAGACGAGAUGGUGGGCUGAGAUUGUCUUGAUCGAGGUCCUUCAGUAG